AUGGCCGUACCCAAAAACCAACAGCUCUCCAUGGCAACAACUGUGUCCCAACCUGUUCUGGAUCCGAGUCUCUUAUUCAAAAUCUCAGUUGUCCAAGCUCCCAACUCUUCAGAAAUUACCAUUGUUCAAGGUCAACAACCAACCAAGAAGUUGGCAAAACCACAAGGCAAAAGAGCUGCCAAUACUGCCAACAAUAUUACUGCCCAUCCCGCCGCAAAUACCACCAAUCCUGCUGCUUUUCAUCGCUUUUUUUUUCCUUUUGUCUAUGUCUCGGGUUCUAUUUUCUGGGGGGAGGGCGGGGAGCAGAUAGCGACCCAAUUGAUGGCCAACUUGGGACCCGCGGUGUGUGCCGCAGCACCUUGGGUCCGUAUAGCUGGUAGUGCGGUCCCCAAAUGUAAGGUUUUUGGGACCCGAUUUAGGGACCGUGGUGAAGAUGCUCUAAGCCCUCCCCAGUCCUAA
Messenger RNA from Puccinia graminis f. sp. tritici CRL 75-36-700-3, 459 nucleotides. RefSeq lists its product as uncharacterized. The coding region runs from base 1 to 459 and encodes 152 amino acids. Lineage: Eukaryota; Fungi; Basidiomycota; Pucciniomycetes; Pucciniales; Pucciniaceae. The record is from RefSeq and is a predicted model, not a curated record. The transcript has 2 exons.